Messenger RNA from Solanum verrucosum, 1624 nucleotides. Its product is annotated as VAN3-binding protein. NCBI's taxonomy places the organism in Eukaryota, Viridiplantae, Streptophyta, Magnoliopsida, Solanales, Solanaceae. The record is from RefSeq and is a predicted model, not a curated record. The transcript has 8 exons. The coding region runs from base 300 to 1472 and encodes 390 amino acids.
CUUUUAAAAAUUGUUAUCUUAAAGUAAAAGGUGGAUUAAUGAUUCAUGGAGGCUGGCUUGGCAUUGUAUUCAUAAUAAAGCUAUGAAUUGCCACUUUAUAGAUGUUAUAUGGACCCUAUGAUGAUAAACCAACAAAUUAGCUCAGAAUAAGAAGUGAUUUAACACUUUUAAGCUUUCUAUCUAAUUCAUAUCUAUUUAUAUCUCUCGUAAGUGUAUUUAGCAUUCUAUCAAAACUUCACUCACCUUACAACAACUGUAGAGCAACUGUUCAGUCUUGGUUGAAAAAAAAGAAGAGAAAGAUGGAUCUUGAUUCAAAUCCAACAAUCUCACAAGCACAUCCCGAGACGAUGGACUUCCUUUCGCGCACUUGGUGCAACUUUGCAGUUCAAGCGUUCCAGCCGGAGAUGCAAGACCAAGCUCUCAUUCUACAUGAAAACUCAAUCAAGAAUUUAAACAUUGACAAUAAACCUCCUCUUCCUAAAAUGGAGAAGAGCAUGAAGAUGGAUGAUGCAGAUAAUUCAAUUCCACCAUGGAAAUCCAACGAUGUCAAGUCGUGGAUAUGGAUGCAGCAAGCCAUGCAUCCAGAGGUGAACUACAACAGCUAUUUCCAGAAAAAAUGGAUGCCAUGGAAAAUAGGACCACUAAAGAAUGUGUCAAUCAAGAAAUGGAUCAAAGAAAUUAAGCAGAAGAGGAAAGAAGAAAAGAGAUUACAGAAGGCUGAAGUACAUGCAGCGAUAUCAGUGGCAGGUGUUGCAGCUGCCUUAGCUGCCAUCGCUGCUGAAAACUUGAACCAUGAUCAGUCAGGGAGUACCAAGGAGUCAGCUGUGGCCAGCGCAGCUGCACUAGUUGCAGCACAAUGUGCAAAAGUGGCAGAAGCUAUGGGGGCAAAACGGGACCAAAUCAGCAGUGUGAUCGGCUCAGCCAUGACCGGCACAAGUGCAAGCGACAUUCUGACACUUACAGCUGCAGCUACAACUUCACUCAGAGGAGCAGAAACACUCAAAGCAAGAUCUGGCUACAAGAAUAUUUUAAAUGGAAGCACACCAGUUCUCCCAAUUGAAGAUAGCAACGACUACAACUUUAACUACGAGAAAUGCAGAUCAAUUCUCUCCAAGGGGGCAGACCUCUAUAUUGAAAAAUCAGAAGGAAGAUCCAAGCUAAGGUCGGUGUCCAUUGUCUUAAAUAGUGAAGCCAAGGUUAUCCUAAGAACAAGGAAGCCAACUAUGUUGAAGACCUUCUCAAGUCAAACGGAAAGUGUCGUAUUAGACCUACAUGCCGAGCUGUAUAAGGAUUCAAAUGGAGCGGAAACUGAUAGCUGCUAUCUUAUUGUGCUAACAACAAACAGGGGAGUCAUCAAGCUAGACAUGAUGGAUGAUUACCAGCGAUACAGAAUGUGGUCAAUGACUAUUAACCAAAUGCUGACACUCUCUACUUCAUUUACAAAAUAUGAGCUCCAAUAUUACAAAAGCUAAUCUUAAUAAAGAUUUGUGGCAUCAGCAUAUUUUUCACAUGAGUUUUUUUGUCAUGUAUAGGUUUUAGUAUUUAGCAACUUCAAAGUUGUCAAAUCUGUUAAUAGUUACAUAUCGUGUUCUUGUUUUUCUAAUAAGUUACAUGUUUGUUGAUC